AUGGCAUCACAAGCCGCCUACAUGGUCGAAAAGGCCGUCGGACACGGAAAGGAGAAUAUCAAACAAGACGUUUCCAAGUAUGAAGGGGUUGACGAUCCAAACGAAACCAUGAAGGCGUUGGUAUGGCAGGGCAAGCAAAAGGUCGAAGUCGUUGAGGUUCCAAAACCCAAAAUCCUGGAGGACCAGGAUGUGAUCCUGAAGGUCACCGGAACUACUGUCUGCGGGAGUGAUUUGCACUUGCUUCACGGCGCCAUCAUCCAGCUGAGCAAGGGCGACAUCCUCGGACACGAGUUCUGCGGCGUCGUCGACCAAGUCGGACCGGCGGUGAAGAAUAUCAAGGUCGGAAAGCGGUAUGUCGCCGCCUUCCAGAUUACGUGCGGAGAGUGCGAGAAGACCAACUCCAACACAACCGCCAAGGCCAUGUACGGCUCCCGAACCGCCGGCUUGUUUGGGUACUCACAUUUCACGGGUGGUUUUGCCGGCGGUCAGGCCGAAUACGUGCGGGUGCCGAUCGCGGACGCCAACCUUCUAGAGAUACCGGACGCUCUUUACCUUUCCGAUGUCCUUCCCACCGCGUACAACGCCGUCAAAGACACUGCCGUCUACCCCGGCGACCAAGUAGCCAUCUUCGGUGCUGGGCCCAUCGGUCAAAUGGCCGGUGUCUUUGCUCUGGGGGAGGGUGCCAGCAAGGUCAUUGCCAUCGACACCGAACCCCGACUUUCUGCCAUCUCUCAACGCUGGCCCGCCGAGCACAAGGACAAGCUCCAAGUACUCGAUUACAAAAAGCUCAGCUUUGGCAUUACAAACAAGGAGACAGUGGUCAGUAAGCUCAAGGAGCUGUGCGGCGGGCGCGGGCCAGACGUGGCCAUCGAGUGCGCAGCCGGCGAGUAUGCCAAGGGUUGGAUGCACUGGCUGGAGAUGUCGCUCGGUGCCGAGACGGACACCAGCGAGAUCCUCAACGAGAUGAUUGAGGGCGUGAGGAAUUACGGCCGGGCUGGAAUCACGGGAGUGUAUGUGGGAUACGACAAGACCAACCACCUCAACGUGGGAUCUUUGAUGCAGCGCGGUAUUCGUCUCAUCGGUAAUGGCCAGGCCCCUGUCAUGAAAUACUGGGAGGGGCUUCUGUCGAAGAUCCAACAAGGCGAAUUAGACCCGACCCAGAUGCUCUCACACCGCUUCCGCAUCGAUGACAUCGACAAGGUCUACUACAAGUUUGACUCCAAGGAAGACAACAUCCAGAAGGUCUUCGUGGAGACCAAGUUCUCCUUCCCGCGGGCUGAGGGUACGCCGGAGUUGACCACGCUCUAA
Messenger RNA from Chaetomium globosum CBS 148.51, 1308 nucleotides. RefSeq lists its product as uncharacterized. The transcript has 5 exons. NCBI's taxonomy places the organism in Eukaryota, Fungi, Ascomycota, Sordariomycetes, Sordariales, Chaetomiaceae. The record is from RefSeq and is a predicted model, not a curated record. Bases 1 to 1308 code for a protein of 435 amino acids. Gene Ontology annotation, molecular function: zinc ion binding; oxidoreductase activity.